Molecule: messenger RNA, 1800 nt
Organism: Closterium sp. NIES-65
Lineage: Eukaryota; Viridiplantae; Streptophyta; Zygnematophyceae; Desmidiales; Closteriaceae
Source: the annotation of a GenBank genome assembly
AUGCAACGAUCCUUUUCCUGGAUCAGAACAGCCGGUGCUACCAACGCGCUUGUCGUGAAGCCGUUCUUUUAUAUCAUCCCAACCAUCGAUCGCCCUAAAUGUCUCAGCCUCGCCGCAGGAAGCGGCGGUGCAUACGGAGGAUCGAAGGGAGCGAACGUUUGGCGCGCGGGGAAGCGAAUCACAGCGGUGCGUAGCACCGUGAACAACGGCACCGAAAGCGGCGCAUCCAGUAGCAGCAAUGCAGGAAAUUCCGAACCGCUGUCACAGCUUCCCGAUUGGUCGGGGAUCACCUACACGCGGCUUCAGCUACGUCCAGAGCCACAGUUACCGCCACGUGUCGAGCACCUAUUGGUGGAACGAGAAGGCAGGGUUGUGGAUGUGGUGGCUGAAUCAUUGGAGCUUCCGAGGGAAUACGUCACAGAUUUGAUACGAUUUGGUGGGAUCUACCAUGCCCAGGUGCCACCUCCCCCACCUCCGAACCUCCCUCCAGAGGCCCUUCAAGCCUACCUUGAAUUUAUUGCCCAGCACACCACUGACCCCUCCUCCUCGCCCUCCUCUCCCACCUCCGCUUCCUCCUCCUCUUCCUCCUCCUCGCGUCAACCAAAGGUCACAUUGGCAGAGUUGCAGAAGGUUAGAAGGGUGGAGGUGGGGGGAGUGCGGGGAAGAGGCGUUGGGCAGAAGGAGAAGCGGCAACGGCAGAGGUCCCGAGACAAGGGGGGGAAGAAGGGCAAGGGGAGUGGGCGAGAAAUGAGGGGCAAAACGGACGGGAGGAAUGGUAGAGGCGAGGAGAAAUGUCAGCAGCAGGAGGGAGGGGAGGAGGGGAAGGAGGGGGAGGAGGAGUAUGGAGUGAGAGUGAAGGCAGGCAGUUACCUCCGAGUUCACGUGCAUCCUAAGCGAUUCCCCAUGUGCUACAGCUUUGACUGGCGAAAGUCGGUGAUUGUUAACGAGGAUGACUAUGUGGUGAUCGAUAAGCCAUACAACGUUCCGGUGGGCGGCACAGUGGACAAUCUCUUGGAGUGUUGCGCAUUCUUUGGAGGGCAAGCCGUGGAGCUCGAUCGCCCGCUGCAGCUCACCCACCAGCUCGACCUCUGCACGCAGGGCUGUGUGGUGAUGGCCAAGAACCGCCAGUUCGCCAGCCAUUUCAACCAGUUGCUUCAGGGUCGCAAGGUCCGCAAGCUUUACAAGGCCCUAACCGCAUCUGCUCCUGCUCCGGGCAGACACAUACAUUUCAUGCUGCCCGAUCCAUACUCCCCGAAGAUUUUAACCCGAGAAGCCAUGCCAGGCUGGCAGCGCUGCGAGCUCGUGAUUCGCCGAGUGGAGGAGGUGCCAUGGCCUGCUGAUUCUGCGCUGGCUUCUGCUGACGUGGACUGCUCUUAUUGGCCAGCUGCUGACGUGGCAUACGAGUGCCUAGUGGAGCUGAUAACAGGGAGAACGCACCAGCUUCGAGCACAGUUUGCAGCGCUGGGCGCGCCCCUCCUCGGUGACACCAUGUACGGCCCCGCCCAAGCCCAGCAGGCCGCGCCUAUGGUUCUAAAAGCAACCAUACCACCCAACCGAGGUUCAGUUGAUGUGAGAGGGAAUGGAGUGGGGAUUUCAGGCCAGCAAGAGAGGAGAAGGGAAUUUGUGGAUGCGGAGGUGCUGUCCCAGGCGAAGCACCUGUUUGGGACAGCACCGGAAGCGGCGAUUGGCUUGCAGGCGUUUUCUGUGAGAUGGGAGGAGCAGGUGGAAGAAAGCAAGGGGCGAGUGAGAACUGUUUACAAGCAGUACGAGGCUGGCAGUCCGUGGUGGAGAGAGGGUUGA